AUGGAGGAGAACGACAUUGAUCAAGUCAUCACACACGGGCUUUUGAACAUCUCGUUCGACUACAGUAAUGUCAGAGAAAUCCUUUCUGAGCUCAACAAACGAAUUGAACAUCUAAGAAAUGAUAGCCAGAGAGCAAAAGAAAUAAAAGAGUUUAAUGAUGCCAUCGUUGACAUGAAAGCACAAUUAGUUAGCUGCAAUGGACGAAUUGGUGAAGUCGAACGCAAUGUUAAUUUCAUUCAGGCUACAAAUCAAAGAACUUUAAAUCAAAUGACCGACAAAUUCAAUAACUUAUAUGAAUUAACACAAACAAACAUCGAUAAAAAGCAAGUAGAACUCAUUACGGCUGCUCAACAGCAAAUCGACACAGGUCUUAUCAAUGGAAUUACAAAAAUGAGAAAAAAAUUUACAGAUAGCUUUAGUACAAUCGACAUGCACAACGAGCUAGCAUAUAAACUAGAUCAAUUAAGUGAUAAAUUCGAGAAAAUGUCCACUGUUUCCACUGAUGGUUCCUUUGAUGAAUCAAAAUUGCAGACAAUUCUUGAAAGAUUAGGGGUUUUGGAAACUAAUAUGGAUGCUGCUCAACAAACAAUAUCAGAAAAUAGCGAUAAUGUUCUGAAUAUGAAAUCUCAAAUGGAUUCUUUACAAACUACAACAGAUGAAGUACAAGAAAUAGUAAUUAGCUCCAGGUCAGCCGAAACAUUAACACCAGCUAUCGAUAAUGAAGCUCUAAAGUCACAAAUGCAAGGAUUUGAAGAUAGAAUCGCGGAAUUACAGAAAGAAAUAGAAAACGUACGAAAUACAGAUUGCGCAAAAUUACAACAAGACUUUACCUCGAUGCAAGAAGGCCUUGCCGAUACUCUAAACGAUAUUUUUGCAAAAAUUGAAAUUGCAAUGAACAAUUCUGCCGGAAGAAUCUCAGCUAUCGAGCGAUCUUACUCAAAAAACCACAUAGAGACUUCAAAUCAGUCCACAGGAAGCCAAACAGACGCAGUUUUGCAUAUUAAUACGAUUACAACUCCAAUUGUUUCCUCCAGAUCCUCAAUGUCAUCAGCCUCAGUCACAACACCAACUCCUGGCUCCAAUACAGCCUCUCCUCAUCGACCAGCCGCUGUAAUUAACACAAAUCCCGAAAAUGAGGAGUCCGAAAUCAGUCCAAAGCCCGACAACGAUGUUUCCGAGCGUCUAGAGAACAAUCGCUCCCUAUCAAUGCUACUUCCAGACGAUGUUGAACCCUCGCAAAUCAUUGAUGACGACAAAACUCCUUUUGUUCCAGGCCUUUUAGGUCUUGACAAAGUGCAGCGCCAGUCUUUCUCCAUGGACAAUGAAAAAGAAAGCUCCAACAGGAAUUACGACCGUUCAACAAGCGAAGAAUCGUUUACAACAAACGAUGGAACAAGAAGAAGGCGAAGAUUAUCGAGAACUAUGUCUUCAGCCGGAAUCAUUGACCAAUCAAUGGAUCCUACACAAAGUAGAGGCAACUUGAAGCCAAUUAUUGUUGAAGGUGGUGCAAGGGAACUGUCGGAGAAACUCCAAGAUUUAGUUGUCAGAGUUGAAGAAAUUGAGCACCAACUUUCUAAGACGAGAAGAAGCGAAAGGAAUUUGGAGAACUUGAAUGGCAGUCAGUCAUCAUUUGAUGGCAUCAAUAGUGAUGCUAUCCAGGCAAUUAAUAAAAGGAUUGACCAUUGUUGCAGCCGAGAAACAGUUGACAAAGUUUUGCAGAUUGUUAAAAACGCCGUUUCUAAGUUAGGAACUAGAGUUGAGAAUAUCGAGAAAGAUAAUUCAUCAUGUAUCCACAAAGAUGAGUUUGUUAAGUACUUGAAUGCAGUUCAAGCAGCUACAGAAGGAGAUAACACAACAGCUGCGGCAACUAGAGGUUACAAAUGUCUUCUUUGUGGUCGAGAAAAAGGCGGAGUUGUCGGAAUGAUCACAGAUUCAGAAAUUGCACGGUUGAUGGGAGAACCACAAUCAUGUGCUCCUGUCAGAGCUGGAGAUACAGUUAUAUUGAACUACGGAAGUGGUCCUGUUCGUCCUAAGUCAGCAAUCAAUGCAACAAAGAAAUCCACUUCAAAGAAUGCAACAAAACUUCCAAAGAUUGAAGACAAAGUAUAA
Molecule: messenger RNA, 2109 nt
Organism: Trichomonas vaginalis G3
Lineage: Eukaryota; Parabasalia; Trichomonadida; Trichomonadidae
Exons: 1
Coding region: 1-2109 (702 amino acids)
Source: RefSeq, a predicted model, not a curated record